AUGGCACAAUUCUUUGCGCUCCAGAAGAAGGAUUGGAUAAUACGGUCGCGCAAUCCAAUCGCCACUGUCUUCGAGCUGUUCCCGGCGGUAGUGUUGGCCCUUAUGUUCGCCUAUUUUCUCAGAGACACCAAAUUCACGGACCUCUACAUCGACCCCAACGAAAAACUCGAGCCCUUCGUCCCGAUAUUUCCACCGCCGACGACGAUUGACGUGAGCCGAGGGACGGCCCAUAAGGAGGUCUACUACACGCCGGACAACGUCUACACCAGGGAUCUGAUGCAGACAUUGGUUAAUAUCACCGGUUGGAACCUAAAGGCGAUGAAGAGUGGCGAAGAGGUGCGCGAAGUGGUCAGUCGUGCCGAUAAUAACACGUUGACACCGGCGACGCCUCCGGGAGGGAUACAAAACCCGGUGAACAGGCUGUGCUUUCACCCGGAGUAUAAGCUCCUGUGCAUGCCUUGCCAAACCAGCCGGAGGAAGUGGUUAGUCUCAGACGACUCGUCGCUGACCCGCGAGUAUCCGUCCUAUUAUCUGAGGAAUAACUUGGCGGACAUUAUUGCGCUCAUAAACCAGGCGUUUCUGACCAAAGCGGCCACAGAUAACGGCGUGAUUCCACCGACGAUAAAGUUGUUGGACCUCAAAGUGUUUCCAUUGCCGAAGAAGCUGUACGGAAAAGGAGGAGCGGAUUUUGACGCCCCGUACCCGAGCGGCCGAAUGACUCAACGCAUAUCCAGAGGUGAUAUCAUUUCGGUGGCCAUUGUCUUGGGUUAUAUCGUGUUGUAUCCGCUGAUCGUCCGCCGAGUGAUGACCGAAAAGGCCAAUAAAGUGAAGGAAUUGAUGAAAAUGAUGGGAAUGGGUGAUUGGGUCUUCUGGGCGUCACAUUUCUUCAAUUAUCUGCUGGUGAUGUCAGUCCACGCCUUGAUAUUCUCAUUCCUCUGGUGUUACGGCACGACAACAAUUGGUUUCGGCUCAGGAGUGCCGCUACUUAACCGACAAAAUGUGGUCCUAUUUUUCCUAAUUUUAUGGAUCUUUUGCAUCCAAACCAUACUCUACUGCAUGGCAUUCACCACAGUCUUCAACAACUCAGUGCUGGCGGUGAUAGUGAUGGUCAUCGCGUAUAUACUGGUCUAUGGCAUCGGUCUCAUCAAAUAUCACCCGAUGUUUACCACUCAUGAGUACGACUAUAACGCUAUGCGACUUCUCCUAACAAUGUACCCAUCGUUUGCCAUCACUUGGACUAUGUCUUUGUUGAGCCGCUGGGAGUGGUAUGGCGUCACCGUUGGUCUCAAAGAGCUCUUCGCGAAGACACCAUUCAUUGAACUCAGUUUAGCCGAAGUCCUAAGCGUUCAGAUCUUUUCGUGCUUUUUCUGGGCGGCAAUGAUCUGGUAUUUGGACGCCGUUUGGGUUCACGACGACGGCCUCCCGAAGCCCUUCUACUUCCCGAUUCAGCCCUCCUAUUGGUUCCCACAGAGGGUUAGCGCAGACAAAGACAUCGAAGCGACGGCCGAAAGGUCUGCGAAUCCAAACUUCGAGACACAACCAAAAGACAGCAAAACAAUGAUUUCGUUGCGAAAUGUGAGCAAAGAUUUCGGCGCCGGAAGAGGUGUUAAACACAUGUCUUUGGAUAUAUUGAGUCAACAAAUCACUUGUCUGUUGGGACACAACGGCGCCGGAAAGACCACAACAAUGAAUAUGAUUACCGGUAUAUAUCCUCCCUCUUCGGGCAAAAUACUGGUCAACGGUUACGACGUGUCGACCGCCACUCUUUGGAUUCGCAGACCUUUCGGCCGUCGCUUCGAUGUCUUUGUCUGCGCUAACCCUCUGUGGGAACCAAUAGGAGGGCUGAAACGGGAAGUAGAAGGGCUUCGGGAGGCCGUCGUCGUGAACCCAAACGGCGUCCAAAUACCAGAUCAUUGCCGCCCAGAAAAAGCACGAAAAGAUCUGAACGCUUAG
Messenger RNA from Medioppia subpectinata, 1953 nucleotides. The record is from the annotation of a GenBank genome assembly. NCBI's taxonomy places the organism in Eukaryota, Metazoa, Arthropoda, Arachnida, Sarcoptiformes, Oppiidae.